GUUUACUUUAGUUUUUGAGAUAUUUAAAGAGGACUUGUUUUUUCUCCUCCUGUUUCUUUUGCCUUUGUUUACAGCUGUGUGUAAAGGCAUACCGACCACACCCUAAACAAAUCAACAUCACUGGCAAAGUCUGAUUCCCUGUUCUUACAUCGGGACACAUACGCAUCUCGUGCGCUAACAACCUGACCCCCGGAGCCCACAUCUCCUUUAUACGAGUACUUCCCCAAACUGCUGCUGAUUUCACAUUAUAAAAAGGACUUCAUAAGGAAGUACAACUGACCCACUGUCUGUUUUGUAAUUCACAGAUGUUUUUUUCAAUCUGACAAGGAACUCAUCUGUCUUGUCUGUAAGGACAUCUUUAAGCAGCCUGUUGUGUUGUCAUGUAGCCACAGCUUCUGUAAAGACUGUCUGCAGACAUGGUGGGGGGGGGGCAACUAAUUAGCAUGUGUCCGUGCUGUAAUAAAAUAUCCCCGACAUGUGAUCCACCAUGUAACCUGGCAUUACAGAAUCUGUGUGAGGCCUUCGUAUUGCAGAAAAUAACCUCAGAAGCUCUCUGCAGUCUGCACUCUGAGAAACUGACACUUUUCUGUCAGCAGCAUCAGGAACCAGUGUGUGUCAUCUGCAGAGAUUCAAAAACACACAGCAACCACAGAUUCACACCCGUCAAUGAAGCAGCCGAAGCCCUCAAAAAGGAGCUCCAGAAAUCCCUGAAGCCCUUACAGGAGAAACUGAAGCUCUUUGAACAAAUUCAAGGAAACUUUGGGCAAACAGCAGAACACAUUAAUGUCCAGGUGCAACAAACAGAGGGGCGAAUUAAGGAGCAGUUUAAGAAGCUUCACACGUUUCUACAAGAGGAGGAAAAGGCUAGGCUGGGUGCUCUGAAGAUUGAAAAGGUACAGAAGAUGUCAAUGAUGGACAGGAAGAUUUCGGCCCUGAGCAGAGACAUAGAAGCUCUUACAGAAACAAUCAAAGCCACAGAGGAAGAGCUGAGAGCUGGAGACGUCUUAUUCCUGCUGAACCAACAGGAAACAGUGAAAAGAGUGCAGCAGCGCCUCCAGCUGGAGGAUCCACAGCUGCACCUAGGGGCUCGGUUAUGGCCCCUACACACGGCGGCGUGCGUUGUCGCUUGCCGGCGGGGGGGGCUGAAACUCGACCAACAACCAAUCACAUGAAUCUCCCGCCCCAGACAUACAAGCACGCAGUUUGAUUGGCUAGAGCUUGUACUGGCAUAUGAUUCGAUUGGCUGAUGCCUCCAUCGAGGCGUCAAAAGUAGAACAUUGCUCUACUUUUGCAGCGAGCACCGCGAGAGAAGCUACGCUUUGCUCCCACAAUGCAGUUCGGCGAAUCCUGCCAUCCUGCAUAUCAAUGAUGUUCUUGGAGUUUUAGGGGAAAAAAAUAAAUAUUUGAUGCUAUCCUCAGGUUAUCUUGAUUAUCUAAUACUGAAUAUUUGCUGCUGAUUUCGGUGUUUAAAAUGUGAUAAUAUGAAGAAAAAAAAUGAAUUGUAAAUAUAAUCCAAAUAAACGAUUUGUACAUGAAUGCAUUACAUUAUCAAGGACAUUGAUUCAUUUGUCUUCCAUUUAUUCAUUCAUGAAAUAUAUACAUUCUAUAGUUGAAUAAUUUACUAUGGCUUGAUUUUUGACCUCACAAUACAUGUA
Messenger RNA from Gymnodraco acuticeps, 1655 nucleotides. RefSeq names its product tripartite motif-containing protein 35-like. The transcript is spliced from 2 exons. Lineage: Eukaryota; Metazoa; Chordata; Actinopteri; Perciformes; Bathydraconidae. The coding region runs from base 417 to 1172 and encodes 251 amino acids. Gene Ontology annotation, molecular function: zinc ion binding. The record is from RefSeq and is a predicted model, not a curated record.